GCAUUUUUCCAAGGGCGACGACCCCCAAGGCUGCAUCACCAACCUCACUCCCUCUCGCCCGCACAAACCCCCAGCUAUCGCGCCGAGAAAAUCACCAUUCACCAUGGCCGCACCGCUGAUGACCGUGUCCGAAUCUAAAGACCUCCGUGGUCUCAACCUCAUCGCCGCGCAUUCGCACAUCCGGGGCCUCGGCGUCGAUGCCACCAGCCUCGAGCCUCGCGCCGCGUCGCAAGGCCUGGUUGGGCAAGAGAAGGCACGCAAGGCCGCCGCCGUGAUUCUGCAGAUGAUCAAGGAUGGCAAGAUUGCCGGCCGCGCCGUGCUCAUCGCUGGGCCGCCCAGCACCGGAAAGACGGCCAUUGCAAUGGGCAUGGCACAGUCUCUCGGCCCCGACGUCCCCUUCACAUCGCUCGCUUCGUCCGAAAUCUUCUCCCUCGAAAUGUCCAAGACCGAGGCGCUCACUCAGGCCUUCCGCAAGUCCAUCGGCGUCCGCAUCAAGGAGGAGAGCGAAAUAAUGGAGGGCGAGGUUGUCGAGAUACAGAUUGACCGGAGCGUGACGGGCAGCGCCAAGCAGGGCAAGCUGACCAUCAAGACGACAGACAUGGAAGCUGUCUACGAUAUGGGAAGCAAGAUGAUUGACGCCAUGACCAAAGAGCGCGUCAUGGCUGGCGACAUCAUCUCCAUCGACAAGUCGUCGGGCAAGAUCACCAAGCUCGGCCGGUCUUAUGCCCGGUCCCGGGACUACGACGCCAUGGGCGUUGACACCAAGUUCCUGCAGUGCCCCGACGGCGAGCUUCAGAAGCGCAAGGAGGUGGUACACACUGUGACCCUGCACGAGAUUGACGUCAUCAACUCGAGGACCCAGGGCUUCCUCGCCCUUUUCUCUGGCGACACGGGCGAGAUCCGCAGCGAGAUCCGCGACCAGAUCAACACCAAGGUGGGCGAGUGGAAGGAGGAGGGCAAGGCCGAGAUCGUGCCCGGCGUGCUCUUCAUCGACGAGGUGCAUAUGCUUGACAUCGAGAGCUUCUCGUACAUCAACCGCGCGUUGGAGGACGAGCUGGCGCCGGUCGUCAUCAUGGCCAGCAACCGUGGCAACUCCCGCAUCCGCGGAACCGACUACCGCAGCCCGCACGGCAUGCCGCUCGACUUUCUGGACCGCGUCGUCAUUAUCAACACGCACCCGUACUCGGGCGACCAGAUCAAGCAGAUCCUGACGAUCCGGGCGCAGGAGGAGGAGGUGGACGUGUCUCCGGAUGCGCUCGCGCUGCUCACCAAGAUCGGGCAGGAGGCGGGCCUCCGCUACUCCAGCAACCUCAUCAGCACGUCACAGCUUGUGUCGGCCAAGCGGAAAGCCAAGCAGGUUUCGGUGGAGGACGUUCAGCGCAGCUUCCAGCUGUUCUACGACUCGGCUCGCAGCGUCAAGUUUGUGUCCGAGUCGGAGAAGAGGCUGAUUGGCAACGACGGGGCCGUAGACCUGUCGGCGACGAACGGCACGGGCGAGGAGAAGAUGGAUCUGAGCUAGAGAAAGAGAGAGCCUGGAGGUGAUGGGGCACGGGAUUGCUUUAUAUGCGAGAGAGCUGGCUGGCGUUAAUAUUUGGUGUUCAAAAAGUGUUGGGGACGACGGAAGGACUCGAAAGAUGUCCGUUUUCCCCUGUACCAUACAAGGCCUGGGCGUCAAGGGAAGGGGCCGCAAAGAGACAGCGAGACGUGCGGUCGGUUUCGUCAGUUGCACACGCGAGGGACCCAUGUCAGCAUGACCCGGGUGAUGACAUGACACUGUUUGUCGAGCCCAGAGAGCAUACCAUGUGCAGCGCAGAACAGCACAUGAUUGGAAACUCUUGGGAUAGAAAAGUCGGCCAGACGCUAUCUCUCCAACUACUGCUGUUGGCCAAUAUCUACACGAACCAAGAUUCUUGGAUGACGAUGCCCCAAGUUCGCCGCCGCCACCACCAUCAACCGACCCGUCUCCCCCUCCCCCCUCCCUCCCCUGCCUGCCUACGACAGCACCUUGGGCUUCUGCCAGCGCGUCCCGUUCUGGGCCGAGACGACGAGGUCCCUGCCCUGGAAGUAGUAGACGCGCGUCUGGCGGGCCCAGGCGGCGGCGGCGAGCCCCCCGUCGACGGUGCCCCAGUCCGGGUCGCUGCUGGAGCGGAAGUCGGCCCCGGCGUCGUCGACGGGCUUGUAGUAGGCGACCAUGGUGCCGCGGGAGGGCCGCGCGUAGAAGAGGCGCCGCGGGCUGAGGCCCGGGACGAAGACGCCGGCCAUGGAGACGGAGGGGUCCCACGACGACCCGGGGGCUGUCUUGACGGGUUGGGCUGGGAGGGG
This is a messenger RNA of Purpureocillium takamizusanense, 2322 nucleotides long. It is a transcript of the gene RVB2, whose product is annotated as DNA helicase. Bases 104 to 1519 code for a protein of 471 amino acids. Gene Ontology annotation, biological process: box C/D snoRNP assembly; regulation of transcription by RNA polymerase II; chromatin remodeling. The record is from RefSeq and is a predicted model, not a curated record. The transcript is spliced from 3 exons. Gene Ontology annotation, cellular component: R2TP complex; Swr1 complex; Ino80 complex. Gene Ontology annotation, molecular function: ATP binding; ATP hydrolysis activity; DNA helicase activity. Lineage: Eukaryota; Fungi; Ascomycota; Sordariomycetes; Hypocreales; Ophiocordycipitaceae.